Larimichthys crocea (large yellow croaker) is the source of this 6534-nucleotide messenger RNA. It is a transcript of the gene cers1, whose product is annotated as ceramide synthase 1. NCBI's taxonomy places the organism in Eukaryota, Metazoa, Chordata, Actinopteri, Sciaenidae. Gene Ontology annotation, cellular component: membrane. Gene Ontology annotation, biological process: ceramide biosynthetic process. Gene Ontology annotation, molecular function: sphingosine N-acyltransferase activity. The transcript has 7 exons. The record is from RefSeq and is a predicted model, not a curated record. Bases 975 to 2090 code for a protein of 371 amino acids.
UUUUUUUACGUACCAGUUGAUUCCCAUUGAAAGCGGAGCGCGUCUUGUCAAAACGCAGCUUUGAACACGUUGACCAGCAGCGACUUGAACGAGCAACUGAGGAGAAGACGGACGGAGAGGAGGAGGAAGAAAGAGAGAGAGCCAACAACGAAAAAAAAAACAAAAACCCUCUUCGUAUCUAGGGGACUCUCUCUCUCUCUCUUUCGUUGGACUAACUUCGUGUGAGGUUGUGGGGGAAAAAAAUCUGCUGUAUAACGGUGCACGCGUUACGUUAUAUAAAGGCGAAUAACGGACAGAGAUGAGCCCGUACGUACGUAACAGCAUAGCGGCACAAUAAAAACGCAUGUGCUGGCUUUGGGGCUUGGCGCUUGGAGGAGAGAGAUUGAUUUAAAAAAAGAUUUAGACUUUACGUUGAAUCCGUGUAUGUUUAUAUGCUACAUUGGCUGAUUUAUUCAAAUAGCUAGCUGUCUUGCCAAUGCUGGUCCAUUCACCGCUGUGUGCGUAUGAUUUCACUUAGCUUAGGCGGCUAACAGACCAGGACGCGCCGCCGCCGCCUCUCUGAUGAGCCCGCUGUGUGUGUGUGUGUGUGUGUGUGUGUGCGUAGCGGAAUGAUGAUCAGACUAAUGCCUCAGAUUAAUGGUGAAAAUCCUAUUUAAUUAUUUUUUUUUUGGGUGACUAUUAAAUAUAGCCACAUAUCUGAUGUGUGCGUUCAGACGUCGUGGGCCCUGCUAUCAUUCAUAAAACUCUCCUGAAGGCGAAGAAAAGGGCCCAUGUCUUAAUUUGGAAAACAAAGAAUUAGGCUACAGGGGGAGGUUAAGCUGGUUAGAUAAGCUUGUUUUAGCGUUUUUAAGUGAGCUGGUUGACGGAUUAGUCGCACAAUCUGGACAGUGCAGCUCCCUCCACUCCCCUCUCUCUCUUCACCACAAUUGGAGUAUUUUUUUUUAUUUUUGUCUCCUCUCUGCCGCCGCACCACAAUGAGCAGCCACACCGGGGACACCGGGGACACCGGGCCGGUAGAAGUGGAGCCCAUGCCGGGAUACUUGGACCUCAUUACCAGAGCCUCCACCGUCAUGUUUAACGCAUGGAGAGACUGUAGCACAUGCGGGCUGGAGCUCUCCAAACGGACUCUCCUGGAUAACGCUUACAUCACUUUGACCGAAAUCGCCCUGUUUUUCUUUUGCGCCUUUUUGUGGACGCAGGUCAGGCGGGGACUGACAGAAAGUCUGUUUAAGCCUCUAGCACAGUGGUGGAGGCUGAUGCCCAAAGAUGCUGCCAAGAUGCCGGAGAGCGCGUGGAAGCUGGUCUUCUACACCAUGUCGUGGUCAUACAGCACCUACCUGCUCUUCUUUACCUCCUACUCCUUUUUCCAAGAUCCGCCCUCCGUCUUCUACAACUGGAAGAGUGGUAUGUCAGUGCCUGCAGACAUCGCCAUAGCCUACCUGAUCCAGGGCAGCUUCUACGGCCACUCCAUCUAUGCUACAGUCUACAUGGACGCGUGGAGGAAGGACUCGGCUGUCAUGGUGGUGCACCACAUCAUCACACUGGCGCUCAUUAGCUUCUCCUACGCCUUCAGAUACCACAACGUCGGGAUUCUGGUGUUGUUCCUCCACGACAUCAAUGACAUCCAGCUGGAGUUCACCAAGCUCAACGUCUACCUGAAGUCUAGAGGAGGAGGCUAUCACCUGAUCAACGACGUGCUGUCCAACAUGGGCUCUGUCAGCUUCAGUAUCACCUGGUUCUGGUUUCGUCUUUACUGGUUCCCGCUCAAAGUGCUGUACGCCACAUGUGUGUCCAGCCUCCAGUCUGUUCCCAGCAUCCCCUUCUAUUUCUUUUUCAACACUCUUCUCCUGACGCUGCUGCUCAUGAACAUCUACUGGUUCCUGUUCAUCGUGGUUUUCGUGGUGAAGGUGCUGAAGGUAAAGGAGGUGAACGACGUCAGGGAGUACGAGGAUGAGGACGGCAACAAGGCGGCAGCGGGCCUGCUCAAAAAUCCUCAGGCAGAAAACAAUGAUGAUGGUGCUGGACAUCACAUCUCUGCCCAAGGCAGGAAGCACGUGCAGAACGGGAUCACCAAGGACAAGCAUCUAUAACAGGUUCUCCAUCGCCACCGCCUGGCACUAGGCUACAAGUACAAGCAAGACAAGACGCCCCUCCUUAGACCUGCUGCUGAAAACGUGGCUGAAGGGAAGAGCGUCACAAAAAGAAAAAAAGAAAGGGAAAUAGCUGAAGUUAGGCCGCGACGUGUUUUUACUCUUUUUAUUUGUCUUAGAGCAUUUCAUUUCAUCACUGUCAUUUUUUUGUUUUUAUUAGAGCACUGUGAAUGUUAUUUCAGGUGACUUUUUUUUUUUUUUUUUUUUUUUUUUGUCUUAUUGUUGCUAACUUUACAUUUGAUAGAUUUCAAUAGAAACAAAACAGUUGGACUGCGAUUGUCACAUACAGGGUUGUCAUAAUCAUCACCGUAACCCUAAAAACAAUCCCACAGCACCCAGGCAAGGAGACGGUUUAGGCCUGUAGUGGCUCUGCUGUGUUUGGUGAAUUCCUUUUCCCCUCCUUUUACUCUUCACCUUCAUCCUCCGUCCAUCCUCUCCGAUUCCACACAUGAAGAGAAAAGGCUGAAAAAAAAAGAAAAAGAGAAAAAAAAAAGCAUGAUUCAUAUGGGAAACAUGUCGAUGUUGUUCUCAGUAUCGCUCUCACAACAGCCUGUCUGGCGUUGUAUGGUGCUGUUUCACCACAUGUAUUGAUUUUCAUAUCAUUGCACAGAUCAGUGGCAGCUCUGGCCCCGCUGCGUCCAUUUGUUUGAAUCGGAAAAAAAAAGGGCCACAUUAAUGCGUGUUAGUAUGUGUGUUUGUUUCAGGAUGUGGAGAGUAUGGAUGUAGCUGAAUCUUUUUUUUUUCCACAACAUUUCACCUCUCACUUUGAUUUCUUUACCUUCUUAUCUCUUGUACUGAUGAUCAACAGGUAUUGGGAAUAUUCACUUGACAUUCUUGUAGAGGAAAAAAAGCAGUUUUUUUUUUUUUUUGUGCGUGUUUUUAUUUUUUGUCUUUGUGUGUCGCAUAGCAUCUGUUGCUGCACUGACAUGAAGGCAUACAAGCUGAUUGCUGGUUUAAUGACAGCAAAUAGCUUGAAUUGAUUGACUGGAUUUAAGCAUCAUCCUCAUGAUUUUAAUUUGUUUAAACGAUAUGAAUUUAAAAAAAAAACAAAAAAAAAAAGACAUUUAUAAGGAGUUCGUGUGUGGUGGCGGCUAUCGGGUUCACAGAUGAAUUGAAACAAUAGCCCAGAACUUGUGUAAAGUUAAAAAUCAGUAUGAUAAAAACAUUAUGUAUGCAAACAUUAUGGUAUUCAGGAAUGCAUGACAUCGAAUGAUUUUGGAAAUAUGCUAUGAAAUUGAAGAAAAAAAAAAUCCUCUCACUAUGUAAUCAUAACGUCUUUAUUCAUGUUUUUGGAGCAGCCGUGUCCACUGAACACACAUACUGUAACGUUGGGCUGACACACACACACAAACCAAACAGUGUGUGACAAACCUUUAAGAUGUGGGUAUUUUAAACACACAUUGACGAUGGGAAGGGACGAGAUUGAAGUCCCAGAAAUCCCCGCAAGUGUAAUUCAAACAAAUUUAAACUACAGUGAAAGGGACCUACUUUACUCAAGUGGUUUCACUGGUUUACUCUGGGUGUGUGUGUGUGUGUGUGUGUGGAAACAGCUGCUGCACCUGUGGGGAAAAAAAAAAAAGAAAAAGGAUGUUUUUAUAUUCUUCCUACCGUCUCGAUCAAAUUCAAGCUCUUGUUUCGAUGAACAGCAUGCUUGUGCUGCUGGAGCAGGCCGCAGAUGUUGUCUGUCCGUAGGAGAAGCUGUCUGUCUGUUUUUUAGUUUUGUCUGUUUGUCUUCCACAAUCCCCUCGUCUGUGUUGACACAUGGGGGAAGUUCAAACUUUCAAUUUUUACAUUAAACUAUCACUAUUAUUGCUGUAGUUCAGGUUAUUGUUGAUUUGUUUUUUUGGAAUUGCUGCUGUUUUAUUUUUAUUUUUUUUCCUCUGAGAGCACUGUUGGUAUUCCAGUUUUUUUUUCUUCUGCUGUGUAUGUGACAGUCUGCUCAGAUCAGAUGUUUCCAGGGACCAGGGAGAAUCGUUUUAAUCACAAAUAUCUGGAUUUAGUCUUGGGAUCUCUUCCUUUUAAUCUGAAUGCUGGCUCACACUUAUUUCAUGUCAUCAUUACACAUCUGUACUGUAAGUAACACAAACAUUGUUACUGUGUGUAAUAUAUCAGAUGUUCAAAAGUCCUGUGGCUGACUGGUUUUACAAGCAUGCUGAUAUAGCAGGAGGCGACCUCAGAGGUCUUUUUUUUCUGCUCAACUGUGAGUCUAAAUUAUCCAUAGUUUGUUGAUAGUUUUGUUAUAUGAUGACUGACGAUAGGGGAGGGAAGUUUACAGUAAACCCACAAAGACUUGUGAUCUGGAUUAGGUGCGACUCUUACCUCAAGUCCGGUAUGGUACUGUGUGCAAAAAGCUGCACCUUCAAUCUCUGUGAACGAGUAACGAGCACUAGGGCUGGGCGAUGUGACGAAAUAUACCAUCAGACGAUAUAAACGAAACUGUGGCGUGUAUCCUUUUAACAUCACUGGGUGUAUUACACCAUUGUGAGCAGCGCUGUAAAUUAAUGUAGCAUGUUUUGUGGCAUAUUUUUUGCAUCUAAAAUACUUUGCCUUUACAUUUACUUUGAUGGAUUACCCCCAAAAACAGCUGCAGCAACUACCAGGUGUGUACCAAAUAACGCUUAACCACCAUGUGUAUCAGUUGCCCACUACUAACCACAACCCACAAAGGGACAAAACUAUCUAAAAAAAAAAACAUUUUGUGAUUGUCAGUUUAUUUUUCUGUCUGUGUAGAUUUGGCUGAUCCUUAUUUUGUUUUUCGACAGGACAUUGGCCUCCAGCUCGGGUCAUAGUUUUUUUGGAAACAGGUUGUAUGUGAAGCUCAGUUCAGUCAGACAACUCAUCCUCCUCCACCGCAACAAUUUUGUAAAAUGCGCACUUGAUAUUUUAUGUCGCUGACCUUGUCACUCCCUUUUUUUUGCAUGCACCACGAUCGACGCACAGGAGAUUAGGGAGUGAUGUUAAGACGAUGGGUUUGCAAAUUAAGCAGUAAAACAGCAUCAGGAAGCUCGUCACUUCUUGUUUGCAUACUGUGGACUUCUACAGGUCAGGGAGAUGAAAAGGCAAAGCAGUGUUUGCAAACUGAUCAGUAAAGCAGCAGCAUUGAUAUGGCUGUAUUUUUUUUAUUUACUCUCACCUCAUCACUCCAGUUUCCACACAACACAAAGAAAAGAAGUUUAUGGAGUGAUGAUAAAAGAAGAAGCAGUGUUUAUAAAGCGAGUAGCUUCAGUGGAUGUUAUAACAAGUACAGUAUAGGAUAUGUGAGCAGUAAACAGGACCACAGGAGGUUGGAUGUUUAGUGCAAGAGUUGUCUGCCUGGACUGGCUUCGCUCCAUCAUGACUAAGUAGCUUCACGAAUGGUUUGAAUGUGCCAAAAAAAAAAAAACGUCCACCCAAAUUAUGAAGCAAGUGUUUGUGGGAGCUGGUGAUGAGCGAAGAGGAAAGCUAGUAGAGAAGGAGAGGCAGAGAAGCCCUGCAGGUAUUUCUUAUAAAUUGCACUGUAAAUUAUUAGUAUUAUUUUUAUUGUUCAUUAGUAGAUCAAAAUUAGAAGGAGAAAAAAAAACAGGGAGGGGAAAAUUUGGGAAUUUUUAUGACUUUCUGGGAAGAAACAGCAACUAAAACUCUUUAAUUAAUUCAAAGUGUAUUUUAAUGAUACUUUUUUUUUGACCAUCAAUAUGCGCUGUAAGAUACAAAAUUGCCCCAUUUUUUUUCCAAACUGAAUUUGACCACUUGAUAAAGACACGUACUUGCUCUUUUGUAAUGCAAUUUUAAUACCAUUCAGCCAAUGUUAUCGUUUCACCCCCCCAUAAAAUAAAACAUGUCAGUAAAUGAGACACCUUGUGAUUUCUUUUCAUUUAUUUAUUUAUUUUAAUCACAACUGAUAUCAUUUUCAUUGCAAAGAUCAAGUGUUGUGGAUGAGGUGAAACAGAGUUCAGACCAGAGGAGAGUUCGUUUCAGUGCACAAAUGAAAACAAACUGCUUCAAAUAAAUUAAAAAGAUUCAUAAUGUACCACACAGUAUUUCCACAUUGUGUCGGUAAAGGAAGAAAAAUCCUGUCAUUGUUACCAUGGUGACAGAGAGAAGGGGGUCACAGGUCAUGCAGUAACACAAUGCAAAUACAAAAAAAAAAAAAAAAAAAAAGGCAAAUAAACACCAUUCACCCACAACAAGGCAAGACCAGGGAGAGAAAAGGUCGAGCAAACACUGCAGUAUUCAUUUUUUACACCACACCACCACACACACACACACACACACGUUUAUUAAUAUUCAACAAUUUGCCCCUUAAAUCCACCACACCGUUGUGUUUCUGCCCAUUUUAAGAGAUCCAGUGUUUAAAUACCGCAGUGCUGGCUUCGACCAAAAAUCUUAAGGCUAAAAAAAAAAAAAA